CCCUACGUUGGGCGUCGUCCAUCGCUAGGCAAAGAAGGAAUAUAUAGAAGGGCCGAUCUCCAUCAACCCAAUUCUCUUCACCACAACAGCCGAACUAAAUCCAUCCACUCAAGCGAGAUCCGUUCCCAAUCAUCAGGACGCAUUUUCUAUCUUAAACUUUCAAAUUCGUCUUUUAUUAUCUGAAGGCCAUGUCUCAGCCCACGUACCGCAAAUUCGGCAACCUUUCAGCCAAUGGUGCAAAUGCCUUUGGAAGCCAGGCAUCAUCGAAGGGUGUUUUCAACUCCAGGAGCGCGGUGCAAUCCAACACUGAAAGUGGAGAUGGAGGCAAGAUUUCAAUCAGCAGAGCGUACACCACCGCCGAAACCGGUGAUAUUUCAGUCAAUGGAGGUGAGGCGCGUCAAUACGACCACGGUGCACACACCAGCGGCCUUUUCCAUGGCCAGAGAUGGGGCAACGUGAAAAGUGGCAAAGGCGGCACGAUCGACCUUUGAAUGUAACUGGAUAUUAGCUUUCUGAUGAUCAUUUGAAUCAGAGGGGGAAUGAGGGCUGAGUAAUUGACAAGUGUGGAAGCUUCAGC
Messenger RNA from Aspergillus pseudonomiae, 577 nucleotides. RefSeq lists its product as uncharacterized. Bases 189 to 491 code for a protein of 100 amino acids. The transcript is spliced from 2 exons. Lineage: Eukaryota; Fungi; Ascomycota; Eurotiomycetes; Eurotiales; Aspergillaceae. The record is from RefSeq and is a predicted model, not a curated record.